AUGAGCGAUAAGAUGAUGUGUCAAAAUCCGGAUGGUCUUUCGCGCGACCUCUUGGGCAUCUAUGAAGUUUUCCAAUAUUUCGAAACCCUACCGGUUCAAUAUGCACAAGCAUCUAUGCACAGCGUCAUCAUAUUCGAGGUACUUCAAUUGUAUAUUACGAUCUUGAUAGGGGAAUCUAUUAUUGGCGCAAUCCCCAUGGCUUAUAAUGCAGGGCUUGCGCCUAGUCCAGGCUCUCGGCGUUCCACGAGACAAUGGCCACGAGUCUUCAACGAUGAAAGGAAACCCUUAGAGCUCUAUCCAUGGAUGAAACCACUGCGCGAACGUUCGGGACGACGUGAUGGUAUCGAACUGUUCAUGCGGCGAUACGAUGACGGCAGAACACCAUACCACGUCAAGGCUGUGAUCGACUACUGCAGCGGUUUUGGCGAAGAACAAUUCAGGGAUACCAAAGCGAUGAGCCAGGAUAGCGCAUGGCUGGACGACAGAGCUGCUCCGCCUGCUCCAAUACCUCCCAGUAGAAGGAAAACGACCGCCUCGCACGCCUUACCUUUGCGAAAACCAAACGUCGAGUGUGACAUUACCGAUGCUCACAUACAACAUCCGCUAGCUUCAUCACAAGACACAGCGCUUACAGCUAGAUCCUAUGACGAAUGUCUGACCGCGUGGGAUUUGAGACGUCAUCUCUUCGUGAGUCGAUUCAAUCAUGAUCGUCUCGAGGAUGCAGACCGUCGACUUAUACACAUCGCGGAUCCAUCCCCAUGUCAUAUGCUCGCUUUGACUGAGACCGCAACAGAACACCAGGCCUCAGCUAUUCAGAAUCUUCUCGGACAAUACCUUACAUUUCGAGCAUCUAUGAAAGUACGGAUCUCCACUGAAGGAUACCCUGUCUUCCAGCUUGAACACCAUUUCCCCUAUUUUGGACUGUACACGAAAAGCCUCGAUGAUGUAGGCAAGUCUGGAAGCAAAAGAGCCAAUCGCCAGAUAUUGGUGGACCUCUCUUUCCUGGACCCAACGAACGAACCAGGGACGUGCGGAAUCUACCAGGCGCGAUCGUAUUUCACUCUGUCCGGUUCGGACAAUAACCGUUGGGUCGCGUAUGAUCUGGAAGACAUAAGCUUUGAUCUAGACCGUGCCAUUGGGGAUGAUGAGUGUAAUGAUUUCUGGCGCUCCGAUCAAAUAUCCAUGGGCAAAUUCAACGCUAAUCUUCCCUUCUCCGACGCUCGAGAGUACUUCCUUGCCAUCAGCCUUGUAAAAGCGAAUCAUGCCCGAAAUGAGAUCGAAAGCAUUGUUGGGCAGAUUGAAGCUUCGUUCCGGCAUCAUAUGACUUGCCACCCAUUCUCCGCUGCAUCUGCGGCCGAGCAGUCUGCCAUCUCCAAAUGGAACGAACCUAUGCUGGAGCUUCUGGCCAUGUUGAUAAAGGAUAUUAGGACGAAAGUGAACCGUUGGGAUAGCUUCAAGUGUAAGCACCUCGAUUACUUCGACGAUCCGAAUGCAACGUUACCACCCCGCGUCAUCGAACACAUCGGACGCACUAUCAACGGGCUGGAAGACGUGUAUGAGGAGUUGAGGGAGUAUGAGGAGACGCUGUCUUCCAUUCAAAAGUCUUGCAAGGAGCUUGGCGAGCGUCUGGAUCGUCGCCUCAGUUUGAAAGGAGGAAAGAUUGGCGAGUUCACUGUUGUUAUCAUUUCUCCCGUAGUUAUCGUUUCUGGGGUGGUGGGAAAGGCUGUUGCGAAGGAGCCGGAUGGCGAGAAAGCGUUGAGAUAG
Molecule: messenger RNA, 1764 nt
Organism: Alternaria rosae
Lineage: Eukaryota; Fungi; Ascomycota; Dothideomycetes; Pleosporales; Pleosporaceae
Exons: 4
Coding region: 1-1764 (587 amino acids)
Source: RefSeq, a predicted model, not a curated record